AUGGAACACAUGCAGAAGGUUUGCAUCAUUUCCAAUAUGUUUAUCAGUUUUGCUAUGCAAUGGGGAAAUUCAGUGAUUUUGGUUUGUUGCUUCUACCCAUUUGUUUAUCCACCCUUUUGGUGUCCACUACUUGAACAAGUUCGUUGCAAUCCAUUUAACCGCAUUCGUUCGUUUACGCAACUACACAAAUUAUUUUGCAUACUUUUAUAUUCUGAUAAAAGUGGUCGACGGUAUAUGGUUGUGUCCUUUUUGAGUAGGAAGGAAGUUUUCUGUCUUAUUGCUUUUAAAAGCAUCGCUCCGUGUAAUUCAAAGUAUGUCCUCAUUUUGAAGCAACUUUCUGUUUCUAUGAUAAAAAAAACAAGGUUAUUUUCUUGUUCUAAUAUUCGUCCGCCAGAGAUGGAGGAAACCAUUGACAUUGACUUGAACGACCCAAAGGUUGAAAAAGCAGCUGUAAAAAUUCAGUCGCAGUUUUCAAAGUUGAAAAGGGACCGCAACUCGAAACCAAGUGACCAGGUAGUCCCUAUGGCCUUUUUGAAGAUGUUGCUUUUUGGAGUUUCAAUAAUUCAGCAUUUUCGUGCAUAA
Molecule: messenger RNA, 582 nt
Organism: Echinococcus granulosus
Lineage: Eukaryota; Metazoa; Platyhelminthes; Cestoda; Cyclophyllidea; Taeniidae
Exons: 4
Coding region: 1-582 (193 amino acids)
Source: RefSeq, a predicted model, not a curated record